Messenger RNA from Hylaeus volcanicus, 8438 nucleotides. It is a transcript of the gene Nmnat, whose product is annotated as nicotinamide/nicotinic acid mononucleotide adenylyltransferase 1. Gene Ontology annotation, biological process: NAD+ biosynthetic process. NCBI's taxonomy places the organism in Eukaryota, Metazoa, Arthropoda, Insecta, Hymenoptera, Colletidae. The coding region runs from base 1 to 3621 and encodes 1206 amino acids. Gene Ontology annotation, molecular function: nicotinamide-nucleotide adenylyltransferase activity; nicotinate-nucleotide adenylyltransferase activity. The record is from RefSeq and is a predicted model, not a curated record. The transcript has 5 exons.
AUGUUGAAAAAAAUUUCUCAACUGACUAGCGUGGUGGUGCCGUCUCAAGUAUGGCUGAAACGUCAGCCAGUGUACAACCUGUAUCGUGUAGUUGGUUGUUACGGUAGUCGGUGUAACGAUUUGUCGCGAGUUAUUACGUAUCUUCCUAAAUGUCCCGUGUUUUACUUGUACAAAACCUCGAGAGGAAGGCUUAAACAAAUUAGUGAAACUGCUGUCAGCACAUGCAGUGGAACAGACGGAGAAGAAAUGGCACCAACGCGUGUUAUUCUUAUGUCGUGUGGCAGUUAUAACCCUCCGACCAAUAUGCACCUAAGAAUGUUUGAGAUCGCCCGUGAUCAUCUUCACAGGAUGGGAACACAUAUUGUGGUUGGCGGUGUCAUAUCUCCUGUGCAUGAUGCAUAUGCCAAGAAAGAGCUUGCAAGCGCGUCACACAGAUGUGCUAUGUUGAAACUAGCUUUACAUAACAGCGAUUGGAUUCGACUGAGCAGUUGGGAGACUAGGCAAAAUGGUUGGACAAAAACUAGAAUUAGUUUGCAACAUCACCAAAAUUUAUUGAACUCUGUGUUGCUCGACUCGAACAAUAUUAAGCACAUACCAAUUGAAGAUCUGGAGUGGAUACCAGAGAAUGUGAAGAAUAGUUCUGAUCAUACGCCUAUCCAAAUCAAGUUGUUGUGCGGUGCUGACUUGUUAGAAAGUUUUGGAACCUAUGAUCUGUGGGCAGAAGAAGAUAUUGAUGCUAUUGUCGGCGAACACGGUCUCGUAGUUAUUACCAGAGAAGGCUCAAAUCCAAAUAAAUUUAUAUAUGACUCAGAUAUUCUUUCCAGGCAUAUGCACAAUAUAUACAUAGUAACCGAAUGGAUUCCAAAUGAAGUUAGCUCAACUAGGAUAAGAAGGGCGCUAAAACGAGGCGAAAGCGUUAGAUAUCUCCUGCAGGAUGCUGUAAUCGAUUAUGUCUAUAAACACGGGAUAUACGAUGCGAAGACGACGGCGUCGACAAUUAAGUUGGAACUGACCUCGCCGAACGCGAAUAAUUACUUGACCAUUGACUCCAAGUAUCAAAGCACUUUUCUCACGCCGUCGCCUAGCGACGUAACCAUGGACUCCCCGAGUCCGAUCGAAAUAAUAUCCAUCGACGUGCCCGACACAGUUCUCCGUAAGAAUAUCCAGAACGCCACGAACAUAGCCGCACGGCACGGCGGUCUCGAGGAGGCUCGCGAAAAAUUUAUAAACGCCCUAGUGGCCGAGAACGGCAACGCCAAACACUUGCCCACCUCGAAGGCCGCGUAUCCAGGUCUCGCGAAACAGAUCAUCGCCACCGAAACCGGCGAGUCGCAGAUCCUCGACGAGGUAGGUUUCGUUGACGAUGAGAGAACGGUCAGGACGGCAGCGGAGGUCCAGUCGCGACCUAGCCAGGUAGAACAGGAGUCCUCGAGCGUCGUCGUCUCGGCCGAACAGGAAGAUUCAACGACGGAGGAUACGAACGCCUGCGUAGAGGCGAGGGACAACGAGUCCAACGACGGCAGAGUUCCAACGACGCUCGAGGACGACGUAGGAUUAAGUAGAGGCAAAGACGGCGAUGGUAGAUCCUCGGUGUCGCCGUCGAGUCUCUCCGUGACGUCCGCUGUGGACAACAGCGGUCGUCACGAGUGCGCUCUGUCGGACUUCAGCGUGGAUAAAGAGGAUUACAGGCUGACCCGUUACGGCUUAGAUGACGCCAUGGAGGACGAGGCGCAGGAACAGAGCGAGGAGACGCGAUUAGGCAAGGAGCAGUCCAGCUCGAACGACACGAACGAGAGCAACGUCGUAGAGCAGGACUGUUUCGCCAGCGAUAGCGUGCGGUGCUCCAACACCCAGGUGUUGGUCCUGGUUAGCGCCAUGAUACACAACCCUUUCGAGAAAGACGCCGCGACGUUGAUCUUAGAGGAGAACGGGGUUCAGGGUAAGGGCGAGUUCACGAUAUACAAGGGCGAGUCGGAUAGGAGCAUCGACAAGCUCAGUCUGCUGGUACAGCCGUCUGUGCCCGUGCCUAACGAGAGUUCGGUUAAGAUUCAAGAAAUAGUCGACGAAGAACCGGAAGGUACGAAGGUGGGUCCAGACGAACCUUCGGCUGUGGAUAACGCCUCGAAGAGGGACGUUAAUCUGGAGAUAGACGGUAAGUAUCUGAAGUCCGUGGUGAACUCACGCAAGAGUCCCAGGAAGACCAAGAAUGGGCAGAUGAGAGUGCACGAGAACGAGGAGAAACGAGGUAAAAACGGGGACAAAGCGAAGAAGUGUACCGAUUCGUGUACACAGUCGGAGGACACGUUCUACAAGUCUCUGUCGAAAUCCUCGUCGAGAACGAAGAGUGCGAAGGAGGGGAAGUCCUCGAGAUCGAGUACCCAGAAGACAGCAAACAGUUCGAAGAUCUACGAGUCCUCGCAUCGAUACUACGCGCCUCUUAAAGGAAGCUUAGACUCUGUGAUCGCCACCGGCGACCCCAGGACAUCGUCCAGGCGAAGGUCGAACACCGACGAGGCGUUCUCGCAGAAGUCGAAGAGCUACGAGUCGAUAAAGAUCAUCCAGGAGGCCUGCUACGAGGAGCCGUCCAAGGCGGACAGCACCUCCCAGUUGAUCACGGCAAACGACCUGGACAUGCAGACGGAGGAGUACUGCUCCGUCUGCUGCUACGGGAACGAGAUGUCCCUGAGGACCGAGGAAGCCUUAGGGAGUCCAAGUCAAGAGAAUUUCUAUACUUUGCGCUCGAACUGCAGCUCCCUGGGAGACGAGGACUCCACGGAGUGCGACAUCUGUAGCUCCUGGAACCUCCAGGAGUCCACCGACGCGCUGGACAGGAGGAUCGCCUCGACGAACGAUUGCGAUCAGCUGUGCGAGGUUUGCGAGAUCUGCGGCGAGACGAUAUUCUCCACGCAGGGACCCGUGCACGGGAGAACGCUAGAGUCGUCCUCGAGGAGUCUUCCCAAAGAGGUUUCCAGGAUCGUCGACAGCACUACGACCUACCCGUCGCUGGACGACGACAGCUUCGAGAUCGAGAACUGUGGCCUCCAGAGCGGGCCAAACUCUGCGGACGAUAGGCCAUCGCGCGAAGGUGAGAAACAGUUAUCCAUGUCUUUCAAUUUAUUCGACCCGUCAGUGGUCAAGAGGAAGCCGCAGGAGCAGUACUUCAUCCCCAAGGACGAGAUAGCGAUCCUAUCCAGCGGGACCAGGCGGAUCAGUCGCAAGGCGUCCUUGCUGAGGAAGAAGCCAGAAGAUUCAACGAUCGUCUCCGAAAAUAAACGGCGCUACUCGUCGGUGGACAAUCUUCAGUUGGCCAAGACGUCUUCCAGGAGCAACGAUAAGAUCCUCAGGCCUAGGAACAGCAAGCUGAUCGGUUCUGCGGAUAAUAUACGCGCCCCGAAGAGCUCCAGGCGGUGCAAGUCGUUGCAGAGGUCUGCAGACAACGUGCGCUACAUGGACUCGUCUACGGACAACCUGGACUCAUUGAUAGAGAGCCUGGACAGAGAGGACGAAGGGGACACUGUCGAAUGGAUGGAGAGACCUAACAUCAGAGACAACGAAACGGUGAAGAUGAUCCUGACCAAGCACGGCAUCAAGAUCAUCAGCGAGAAGGAGACCGCUCUGUAAUCCAGAUGGCUCUAACGCAGACGAACAAUCAACGAAUUGAGGAACGCGAUUUGUCAGAGGAUACUGCUCACAUUAGUUGGAAACAGAGAACACGCGAAUUAGCUCGAGCUCUCGUUAGGUCACCCGAAAACUUUUAGCAGACUUGUCGACUCACCCUGCGACGGUGACUGCCGCCUUCGAGAGUAUACCGAGAUUUUUCACUGUACGAUAGCCUAGUCUGACGAAUACGUGUCUCUGUAUAGCUCACUCGAGGGACAGGUUCUCUCCGAGCGAGAGGAGCGCUGAAGUGUUACGAUUAUAUCCAGCUCAUAGAUUCUAUUUAAUUAAAUCGAUAUUAAGCGAGUAAGGGGAGCAUUUCAUAUUGUAAACGCGAUCGUGUUUCUAGAACUCUUUUUAACAAAUUAUGGAGGCACAAGUUUAGCAUGAAUUAGGUCAUCGAUCGAAUGAGGUGGAUCAGAAAAAUAAAAAGUAUUUCAUUUUUCCAACUCAUUUCAUUGAAACAAUUCAUACAUAUUGAAAACAUGUGAUUUCAGAAUUGUUCACGAGAGUUCCUUAAUUGCGUUUAUAAUAUAAAAUGAACCCCACAGCCAUUACUCCCUCAAUUUAGAUUUAUCGUUAAGGACAAGGAUGGUUUAUAAUGGUUCAUUAUUCAUUCGGAUAAUGAUCUAUACAGGGUGUUAACGAAACCGCAGACCGUAUUUCAGAAUCGAUUAUUCGCGUGAAAAGAAACCAAAAAGUCCUUGACCAUUUUACAAUCCUAUGCUUUAUUACCUAGAUACGAGCAAUCAAAGUUUACUCCCGUGACUCAUGGCGCGCCAUUUUAUAUCCCCUGUCAGCUGAUCGCUGCGCACGCGCUCGCGUCCAGAACUUCAGCUGCUUGUAUCUCGAUAACGAAACCACUGAUUGUAGAAUGGAAAAGGACUUUUCGAUUCGUAUCGUCGCGUGGAAUCGAUCUGAAAUUAAGUUCCCGCGUUUUUGAUAACGUCCUUUAUACCGAUUUCUAUUUAAAUAAAGUAAUUCGCGCGACGAGAUUUUUGGGAAACGACGGAGCUGUGAACGAACGAAAUCUCGAAGCGUAUUAUUAAGUCGCACGUUGAUCGUCGUAAAUAGGAAAAGUUCUAACGAGUAUAAUAUGCAUACGAGAACACAGGCCUUCGUAAACCUUUUAGAGAACGCAGUAAAAAAAAAAAAGAGAGAAAAAGAAAAAAAAAAGAAAACCGACGUUAUAUCGCGUUAACGAAUUAAUCUAAGAGCCGCCACUGUCGAACAUGAUCGAUCGAUUCGAAGGAAUCGUGAGAGAAUGUUUCGUUGAUACGUGCGUUGGGAAGAAAUUUUCGAGGCGUUUGGAUGGACAACUGGCCACUCGAUGUCAUUGACCUUCUCUUGCAUAAUGUGUUUCACUGGGAGCCUAAAGAAGCAAUGAAGUUCACUUAGCCUUUAGUUUGAGUACUACUUGAUCCACGAACGUAUAUACAAUCAAGAAAUAAUUCCCUUCUCGAAGGUUAUAAUGAAAUUUAUGGAAUAGAGGGUUAACAGAGCGAUUGAGGUGAACAAAGAGAGCCACGAAUGUUCUUGGCAACGCACGAACACAGAAGGCGGUAAAUUAUCGAGACAAUCCUAAAUAACGUGUCAAUACUAAGGAAAAUCGUUUCAACUAAAUAUAAAUUAUUCUAUAAAUUAUAUAAGCGAUACGAUGGGCUGCGGUACAUCGAUCGGGGAAGCGUUUCAGGGAUAUCCGCUCAUCUGAGUUUUUCUUCCACACUACGUAACGCGAGAUCGGUGUGUACAAGGUGUCCAUAAAUGUGCAAAUAUUUUGGAACAAUCGCCAAACGGUAAGGAAUAGGGAAAAAAAUGAUUGAAACUCGCCUACUAUGACUCGCAGUCAUUUAUUGCGUUUCAUUUAAAAACACAGGCAGGCCGUAAAAUAACAAUAAAUUUUGUUACGCUCGUAUUUCAUAUCGUUCGGUAAUUACGUCAAAGGUCACAUAUCCAUGGCCACCCUGUACAUCGAUCACCCGAACGUUACGACUCGUAACGAGUAUGCGUGUCGCGCCUAAGUCUACCAUGUAAUUCUUCGUUGAAAACGUGCCAAUUGUUUUUUAUAACCUUUUAAAUCGUGUUUUCUACCAUUUCGUCGACACUUUUUUCUAAGCGAUCGAGGGAUGGAGGGAGGGGAGCCGGGUCGUUUAACCUCGUGACUAUUACGCACCGAAGUGUCUCGAGCUUGUAGACUUCGAUUAGAGGACUAACAAGGAGGGGACACGGAAGUGGAAUCGUCGAUCAGAAUUCUUUCUUGGUGAAUCUGGGAUGAAUUUCAAAUACCGAUGCACUACGCGGUGUCCGUAAACUUCGAUUCUUAGAUUCCGUGUCUUAGAUUCGCCAAAUAAAAUAAAAUAAAAUAAAAAAGAAAACAAAAAUUAUCCGACACUUCAGUGCUGCGACCUCUCCUUGUAAGUAUGGCAGUUAUGAUCAGUCUCUCUACCUUUGUAUCUUGUAUCCUGUUGCACGGUGUCAUGCGCCUCUGUCAUGAAUCUCGCUUGAGAAAUCCCUCCAGCAAUUACUGUUCUUACAGUGAAAACCUCCACUGCAUCUGACUGUGAUGAAAUCGCUCGCUGUCUCGAGCAACGGAAACCAUUUUGAAAUCUCUCGGAAGAAGCGUUCGUUUCUUUUUCUUCUUUUUUUUUUUUUUUUUGUUUCCUCUUGAUAUCUUCCGUGUUUCCAUUAUCAAUGCUCGGAUCGGCUCGACGACACGUUUCGGGUGCAAUGGAAACGGAGUCAUUGUUUGGAAUUAUGGCUGAGCUUCUUAGGCGUACCUCUGUUAUAGUGGCUAAUUUUUAUACUCUUCCGCCAGCAGUGAGACUUUUGACGUUGCCACUGUCGAGGGAGCAUCGUGUUUCUUGGGAAUGAUUUUGCGAGAUACGAUCGUGUUUUGUUUGAGAAGGACGUCUUCUUUCCUAUCCGCCCCCUGACCUCUUUUUGUUAGUCUUGGUACGCGAGUAGGGUUGCCAACCGCGUCGAGUAUACGAGAAGUGGUAAAAAUCAGGAUGGUUUAGAGGAGAUUAAAAAUUGAAGCAUUUUCUUCGAAGUCGAAAAAAGGAUUGCCGGCUCUGAAGGAGCACGGUUGGCAGCCCUGUACGCGAGUCUUAUUUGCUCACCCCUAAAGAAACUGUUCGCUCUUCUUGUUACUGUGUCGCGACGUAGAUAGACGAAGGCGGUGUUAAAAAUGCUCAAGCUGACGGUGUUGGACAUUUAACCCUUUGGGGACGCAUUUUUAUUCGACCCUUUAGGCGCCACUGUCUGGUUCAUAGAAUAUUUUGAAAACUGUAUUUUUGAUAGAUUUCAUUUUUAGUAGAUUCCACGUAUGAAUGCUCAAUUAUUUGAUGAAUUAUUUCUAAGUUCUCUAGUCUAUUAACUAUGGAGUCUAGCCUUUUAACAAUAGAAAGUAAUAUUAUCUCCACUUGAAGUUCUGGCGCCUAAUAGGUUAAAAAAGAUAUCGUACUAAUCAGAAUUCUAUCGAUGUUAUUGAUGAAAGAGAUCAUGGCUCCAUAAUUAUUUCAGCGCGUGGCGAGCAGGUGAACCGGUGGCACCACUGGACCACUUGCUCGCCACUCAUCGAAACAAUUACGGCGCCCAGUCCUGACGUAGAUGUUCCAAAUUCGAUUGCUAUAUCUCCGUAGAGAACGUUAUUUAUUUUUGUCAAAAAAUUGUAGUCUACAUAGGGUACGAGAAAGUUGCCGUUGACAAAACGAAUAUGGCUACCUGGAUGUGUUCCGGCCCUCGACCGCAAAGGGUUAAUUUACAAAGUGCUUCCUGAGUGCGAAUAAACCGGCCUUAGGCCGCCCUUGUAUCUUUUUUAAAACCAACUUCCGCUUCUUUUUUCUACUCCCGUAUCUUCGUUAUUUUGUUGUCUGUACUUGAAAUUAUUUCGUGGGACAUAUGAAAUGUGUUUUUGGCCAUCGCGACUUCUAUCACGCAAUCGGUACGUUCGAGAGGAUUCACAGGUUCCGAAAAUUGUGGAAAGAGAUAACGUAAAGGAAAAGUUGCGAAAGAAAAUCGUAUUACUUAACCGAUGGGAAAACAGCGUCGAUAUUCGAUAUAAUAUCGUUAAAGAUCAUUUUCGAGAUCGCUUUCCAAAAGAACGCGUGUUUUUCAUUUUCGUUUGCUAUCUUUGCCGCUUUUAAGAUUAAUAUUUAUCCCAAUUAUUCUGGUGUAAAGUACAGGCUAAAGUGCACAGCUGUGACUAAUUCGAUAACUCUGGAAAUGUUAGCUUCGUCAUAGAUGCAUGUACGCAUUAUUCAUGUAUUAUAAUAUAUUAUUCAAAUUUCACGACCUGCGUCUUCAUAAGUUCAAGGCCACUACGUUAUCUCAUUAUUCCCGCGAUGAAAGUUGCAAAUAAUCUAACCUAUGACAACUCGUAAUACAUUCAACGAUCAUGAAUAAUGCAGUCUUCGGGUUACCAGUAUCUGAUUUAUGACGUUAAAUGUUAACGUCUGAAUUUUUAUUGCAUUAGAUAGACACGUUUUUAAUUAAUAUUUAAUUAAUAAUGGAUUUAUCGCGCGCAUUCGCCCUGUAUAUCGUGAUCCAAAUUUAAUAGAAACGUAAUCUCAUCGGGACCGGGUAGCGUCGAAGGGCUAAAGAAUAAUUAUUAAGGGCUAUAGAAUAAUAAUAAUUUAACCAGUCAGUCUCUUUCUCAAUUUUGACGGUUGUUAAGAAAGAUAAAGAAACCAGAAUGAUAACGAAGCGGAGACCCCCUACCCCCGAUGGCGUGAUAGAAGUCGAUGUGUGGUUCGGUUCUGAUGGAGCAUGUGAUAUGUGUU